Molecule: messenger RNA, 4829 nt
Organism: Meriones unguiculatus (Mongolian gerbil)
Lineage: Eukaryota; Metazoa; Chordata; Mammalia; Rodentia; Muridae
Gene: Impg1
Product: interphotoreceptor matrix proteoglycan 1
Exons: 17
Coding region: 16-2337 (773 amino acids)
Biological process (GO): visual perception
Source: RefSeq, a predicted model, not a curated record
CACAAAGUGUCAACCAUGAGACGAAUAUUCGAUUUGGCAAAGCUUCGGACCAAAAGAUCAGCACUUUUCCCAGCUAUUAAGAUCUGUCCACAGGAAUCCUUGAGACAGAUUUUAGCAAGUCUUCAAGCUUAUUAUAGACUGAGAGUAUGUCAAGAAGUAGUGUGGGAAGCGUAUCGGAUCUUCCUGGAUCGCAUUCCUGACACAGAGGAAUAUCAAGGCUGGGUCAGCACUUGCCAAGAGGAGACCUUCUGCCUCUUUGACAUUGGGAAGAACUUCAGCAGCUCCCAGGAGCACUUGGAUCUUCUGCAGGAGAGAAUAAAACAGAGAAGCUUCCCUGGGAGAAAAGAUGAAAUAGCUCCGAGGGAGACACUGGCAGAGCCCACCAAAACCCCUGUGUUACCCACAGAUGUUUCCAGCAUGUCACUGGGGCCCUUCCCACUCCCUCCUGAUGAUACACAGCUCAAUGAGAUUCUCGGUGACACCCUCAAAGAUAUCCAGAAGCCCACAAUGGAAAGCAAAUCAGAACCUACUCGUGUCUCUGAAUUUUCAUCAGAGGAGAAGGUGGAGUUCAGCAUCUCUCUGCCGAACCACAGGAUUAAGGCGGAACUCUCCGGGUCUCCAAACUACCAGGAGCUGGCGCGCCAGUACCAACUGCAGUUGCAAAAGGUAUUUAAGAAACUUCCAGGAUUCAGAGAAAUCCAGGUGAUAGGAUUUAGACCAAAGAAAGAAGAAGAUGGCUCAAGCUCCACAGAAAUACAACUUAUGGCCAUCUUUAAGAGAGACCGUGCAGAAGCAAAAAGCCCUGAUAGUGAUCGCCUGUCUUUUGAUUCCAACAAAAUUGAAAGUGAAAGAAUGCAUCCUCCUGGAACCAUAGAAGACAAGCAACCAGAAACCUACCUCACAGCUAUGGACCUCAAAAAACUCAUCAUACAAGUACUAGACGGAGACCGUUCCUUGAAUGUGGGGACAGUUCAGUUCAGUGAUGAAGUUGCUGGGACGUUGUCAGUCUCCAAACCUGUCACCCUAUCAGGACUGCCCAUUCCCCUUGCUGAUGUCAUUGAGGAUACUACUCCAAGUCCAGAACUUCCUUUCAGUGAACCUCAGUUUGAGACAGUGGACAGAGAUGGACCUGCCCUGCCAGGUAAGUUUCUUCCCAGUCAUCGUUCUCUGAGGACCCAUCAAUGUUCUUCCUCAAGAAGACUUGAGGUCUUCUCUGUGCUGGAAAGAAACCUCACUCGAAAAGCCAAUCAAAAGCGUGGUAUCCCGCUCCUGCUUCCUGUGCGGUCCCAAAAUCUACCUUCCUUUACACCAAGCAUCCUCUCUCUGGAUGAUCAAAGCUCCCCUCACCUGAUCACCACUGGCCAAACAAUCCUCAUCCCCGGACUCACCCUCCCCACCAGUGAUUACUCUACCAUCAGCCAGCUGCCUCUAGAAAUGUCACACUGGCCCGCAUCUUCCGGUGAGAGCGAGCUGAUUACAAGCAGCCGAGAUACAGUCAGAGACGGAGACGAAACGGAUGCGUCCGGCACUCCCGCCUUGUCAGAAGUAUCAGGACUGAGCGGAUACGGUUCCGCCCCGGGUCGUUUUGUGGAGACGACCACACCCGUCCCAGAGUUCCAGUACAUCACCACCAGCUCUGAGACGGUGGCCGUCAAGGGCCAGGAGCUGGUGGUGUUCUUCAGUCUGCGCGUUGCUAACAUGCCUUUCUCCUCUGACCUGUUCAACAAGAGUUCUCUGGAGUAUCAAGCCCUGGAACAACGAUUCACAGACCUGCUGGUUCCGUAUCUGCGAUCCAAUCUUACAGGGUUUAAGCAACUGGAAAUCCUGAGCUUCAGGAAUGGGAGUGUAAUCGUAAACAGCAAAGUGCGGUUUGCCAAGGCGGUGCCGUACAACCUCACACAGGCCGUGCGCGGUGUCCUGGAGGAGCUCCGGUCCACGGCUGCUCAACAACAGCUGGAUCUGGAAAUCGACAGCUACUCCCUUGACAUUGAACCAGCUGAUCAGGCGGAUCCCUGCAGAUUCGUAGACUGCGGCAAAUUUGCCCAGUGUGUGAAGAAUGAGUGGACAGAGGAAGCGGAGUGUCGCUGCAGACAGGGUCAUGAGAGGCACGGGGCCCUGGACUACCAGGACCUGAACUUCUGUCCCCCCGGGAAGACGUGUGAGGCUGGAGGAGGACAGGCAGCUCCAUGCAGGCCACCAGAUCACCUCACAAACCAAGCUCACAAACCAAGCGUGAAAAAAUUACGUCAUCAAAGUAAGGUAGCCAAGAAACGAAACUCCGAACUAUCAGCUAUAGGAUUUAAAGAAUCUGACCAUCAGGAUUGGGAAGGAAAUUAAAAACUGAAAUCAAACACAUUGUAUUUUAAACUAUGUUGAAAGACAAUUCUACUUCUUAAAGAAAAGUGUAUCCAUUCUGUUAGCUUCUGAAAAAUGGAGAGAGGUAUAUUCAGUCGUCAGGGAUAUCCUGGCAUGUAGUUAACACUGAGAACCAACAUGCUCCAACUACAGAAUAGUUAUGUAUUUGAUGACUGGUUAAGCAUGAGCAGGGGAAAAACAUUUAUUUUACUUAAAACAUUUGACUGUUUUUGGAUGGUACUCAUGUUGAAACAAAACAAAACAAAACAAAACAAAACAAAACAAAACACAACAGGAUGGCUUCUUUCUGUCUUUAUUACUUAAAGUUGAUUUCCAACAAGUGCAACUUGCUUUGUGAAUUGUACAGUGUUGAGGAUCAGGCUGUUUUAUGUUUUAAUGUAUACAUUUAAAAGAUUAUCAUUUGGGCUAGAGAUAUAGCUAAGUGUCUAAGAGUGUAUACUGCUCUUCCAGAGAACCUGAGUUUACAUCCCAACACCCAAAUUGCAUGGCACACACACACACACACACACAUUUAUAACUCCAGCUACAAAGAAUGCAAACACCCUCCUCUAGUCUUUCUACUCAUGUGCACAUAACCACAAACAGACACACCCACAUAAUUUAAUUAAUUAAUUAAUUAACUUUUAAUUGGGUGUGGGAAGACAGGCUAGAGAGAUAACUCAAUGGUUAAGAACAGAUGAUCUUCUCCCAGAGGGGUCCAGGUUCAGUUCCCAUCACCCCCAAGGCCGUUCACAACUAUUUAUAAUUCCAGCUCCAGGGGAUCCAAUACCCUCAUCUAACUGAUUGCUGCAGGCACCAGGCAGCCCUGUGCAGCACAUACAUGCGGAGAGGCAAAACACUCAUAUGCACAAAAUGUAAAAAAAUCUAAAUUUUAAAAAUAUUUUCAUUUUAAAGAUGAGCACUUGUAUGAGAGUCAGGUUUCUCGUGUAUGAUAUAGUAUGGGGCACUGUGAUGAUUACAUGUCUGUUCUACACUCCAGUCUCUCUCUCCCCCCUUCUCCUCCCUCGUGUGUGUGUGUGUGUGUGUGUGUGUGUGUGUGUGUGUGUUCUCUUCCUCCCUCCCACCCCCACCUCUCUCCAUUCUGGUUUUGUAUAAGCAGUUCUUGCUUACACAGUAGAUUAUUUUGUUGCUGAUGAUUUCGGAACUGCUCUACAAAAGAAAGGGAAACCGAGGCUCAGAAAUGCACAUCUUCCUGCUGCCGCCCAAAGGAAGGUUUGAAGGAAGACAGCACACCGGUGAGAAGCUGAAGAGACGUGGCCGGACAAUGGCAUAGGGUGCCCACUUUGCACCGGAUGAACAAUGUCUUCACUCUGCCCUGUACGCAUCUAUAUUAGCACCAGUGGAAUACAGUUCAGCAUUUAUUGUGCUGCUUGAUAAAAAAAAAAAAAAAUCAUAUCCCUGCAUCUCUUUCAAAUGUCUAAUUGUCAAAUAUAUUUGAGGCAAAAUCUUGAGUUUAAAAACGUAAGUACUAUAUUAAUAGAUUUAUAAUAAAAUAUAUCUGUAUUUUACUAGUCAUCCCAUGGAUUUGAAAAGCAAAUUAAGUAGGUCAUUUUAAUACUGCUAAGGUAACAAAAUAGUAAACACUGAGAACAAUCUUUAACAAGAAAGCUACCAAGCCAAAAUCAAAAUAUUUUCUCAUAAGGAAGACAGUAUUUUGACGGGAUACAAGACUUUUAAAUUCCUUCCUGUUGGUCUCACAAGUAAGGAGCACUCAUGUCCAUUCCUACUCCAGUCUUCCCACCAGUGAGGCCCUAUAUCUGGCAUAAGAGUGCCAAAUUGGUAAAUGGUGACAGGGGCACAGGGUGAAGAAUAGAGCAAGGAAGGAUAGACUGACCCAGUCCCAUAUCCCUGGGACAUCACAGAUGGAAACGGAAUUGCUGAAAGCAUGAGAGGUCAGCCCCAAGCAAGUGAAAUGCUUCCAUAAGGAGAGAAAAUUAUCUUCCCCUUCUGACCCCAGACACUCAUUCACAUUUCAGGCUUGUGCUAAGCAGUGCAGGACAGGGUUUUAUAGAGAAGCUAGGUGGGGAAAACAUUCUAUAUGAGGUGAAGAGAGGUCCCAAUUUAGGCUAAAUGCUUCUUACUCUUUAGAUCAUCUAUCUUCUGGCACCUAGAGAAAAGCAGUGAAGAAAGAGGUUAGCCUCCUUCCACUCUGAUACCCACCAGGAACACGGAAGAUUCGAACCCCUUAAUAGAGCAGGCUCUACAGACUGGUAUUCAAAACUUUAGGGAAUUGUCUUCUUUGGGUCGGGGGGAGGGGGGGUGUUACAAACUUUCUCUUCUCACAGAUCAGUCAGAGUUUGGAGUGAGACAUCCAAGACAUCCAAAAACGGAUGUUUGCUCCCAGUCUCAAAUGGGCUUAACAGUUCACACAGAGCCCUGCCUGUUCCCUGCAUGGAGAUUGCGAAAAAAAAAAAAAAAAAUUGGUAGAAAUUUUCAGUCCCCUGGAGUGCUUG